CACCUGUGUUAGACAGAGAACUAAAAUUGAAGAUGGGAAGCUUCCACCACAGAUUUGGCAUCACAUCACGCCACAAAUUUGGGAAGAGUUUAAGCAACGAAAGACUACUCCAGAAGCUGUGUCAUUGAGUAAAGAUUGCAAAUGGCUGCAUUCGAUGAUAACAUCUCGUCGUAGUAAUGAUCCUAUUCUUUUGACUUUAAAUGCACGCUUGUUCCACUACGAAUCAGAUGAUUGCGGUGCUUUACUUACUAACGACGACAUCGCUCAGUUUCUAUCCGGUGCAAUGUUGAAUAUUUCCAUUAUUCAAGACUCCAUGAAAGCAAUGCAGGAUUACAUAGAGGGUUUGGACACAAAUUCGUGACAUCAGCCUGGAUGGAUGUGCGGCCCUGAUGCAAUAUCCACGACAUCAUGCGAAUAUAGCCUUGAAGGUGUCAGAACUUACCUGGAAAGAGAUAUGACCGAGUUGCUGCAUGAUGGAAAAAUUUUCAUUCUUGCUCCUUAUUAUGAAAAGUAUGUAGAUCUUUAUACUUUAUAAUCUUUCUCUAUGAAUUGUCAUAAUUUACUUGAUAAUGUGCAUUAUAAUAUACUUUUGUAUAGUUAUCAUUGGGUGCUACUUGUGAUUUGGAUUCCUCGCGGUACUAUCUUUAUUUUCGAUUCACUUCGGAGCACUACAUACAAUGCGCCGUUUGUUAAUCACAUCAUUGUUUAGCAGUGUGCAAAACAAACAGGCAGUUUGGAGUGUGGAUUCUACGUGAUGAAAUUCAUAUACGACGCCGUUAAAUAUAUCACGAGUGGUCAAGAUAUGGAACAAGUUUAUGAGAGCAUCAAAGUAGAUGGGCCUUUGUCAAGUGAUGAUAUAGCUGAAGUCUGUGAUGUCGUUGCCAUAUACGUUUGCAAUAAUUUGAUGUAAACUAUACUCUAGUGAUAAAUUUGCCAUAAAACCGUGUUUUGUAUUGUUGUCAUUGUGUAUCGAUUUUGUGGUGUAU
Molecule: messenger RNA, 986 nt
Organism: Cuscuta europaea
Lineage: Eukaryota; Viridiplantae; Streptophyta; Magnoliopsida; Solanales; Convolvulaceae
Source: the annotation of a GenBank genome assembly